Messenger RNA from Meira miltonrushii, 4706 nucleotides. RefSeq lists its product as uncharacterized. The transcript has a single exon. The record is from RefSeq and is a predicted model, not a curated record. The coding region runs from base 106 to 4443 and encodes 1445 amino acids. Lineage: Eukaryota; Fungi; Basidiomycota; Exobasidiomycetes; Exobasidiales; Brachybasidiaceae.
GCCACUCACAAACAAGUCAUCAACAGUCUAACGGAAAGUGACUAUUCUUCUCCGUCACACACAGCUGUCUUUAGCAGCCCUCCGUCUAAAUAUUUACACACCACAAUGUCACUUACCCGCGAUAACGAUGACCUUGGUGAUGCAGAUGCAAUCUCUAGGCCAACCUCAAUCAGUUCGGACAAUGAAGGGGUAAAGAGCAAUUCGAAGACUGCAAACAUCUCUUUGAAAGGUCGAAAGGGUAUUUUGCUCAGUGACGGAAUUAGCGAAAGCGAAGAGAAGGCAUCAUCUGAGAGUGAAGAAGAAGAUGGAAUGGUAUUCUUGAAUAAAUUUCGUCAAAGACGAGCCAUUUCAGAUCGCAUCGAUGAAGGUUUUGACUCUCAGCCUCUGCAUCCUUCGUUGAAUCAAUCGAGCUCCCGCUCAAGUACAAUCAUGAACACUCACAACUUGAUUCCUCCCGCCAACGAUUCUUCCAUCUUUUCAGGAUCGCUUACUGAACUGAGCUCUUCAAAUGAUCAAGACUCAAAUCGCGCUUCAUCUUCCACAACGAAGCUUCAUCAUCUUCGGCAACCCGAUUCCCCUUUGAUGUCAAGUAAAGAUCCAGUAUUCGAUCGAGAAGGGCGAUCUGCAUCGCAAGAAGAAGGAUUGUACAUGACUGAAGCAGAAAAGCGAGCUGAACAAGAGCAUAAGCGAGCGGAGCGCAGAUUGGCAAUGGAGCGAUUAGCUGCAAAAUCACGCAAAAGUGAUGAAAAUGCUACUGAACCGGAAAGCAGUGCACCAACAGAAGAUCACAUCACCUCAACUUCUGAUAAAGAUAAGCGAAAUGUUCCGAUAAAGACGAAACAACGUAAGAAAAGCAAGAAAGUAGGAGAUAAAGUGGCAGCAAGGACACUCAAUCUUGCUCCGGAUUUGGACAUGGCGGCAGAUAUUUCAAGUGAAAAUGAUGAGGAUGUGAGAACAUCAACUUCUUCUGUUGGGAAACAUGUUCGGCCUUUAUCCAAGAAAGAUCUAGAUGAGAUGAAUCGUGUUCAAGCUCGAAUCGAACGAGAGAAGCGCAUUUCAAGCGCUCGAGUCCGACAAGCUAUCCGUGAGAGAAAACGUUUUGGUAUUCACGAUCUCUUGAACACGAUCGGAAGUAGUGAAGCAAAUCGGAAACAUGCCUUACCGCUCACAAAGCUGGAGAGAACAUUAUCGCCACCUCAAAGCCGCCAAUCGCCAAGCUCUGAUCCGAUCGAGGCCUUCUCCGACAAUGAUGAAGUUAAUGUGAAUCCCAAGCUUAUGUUGGCGAAGCCGUCUUCCCGCCCAAUUUAUGCGCAGAUCAAAGAUCGUUUAUCCCCUAAAGAAUCCGCACUCGAUGAUGAUGAGGACAUUGACUUAUUUGAUAGUGAAAAUAUGAUCGAGAAGGCAUUACGUCAGAGUGAAGAGCGAGAUCGAUGGCGCAAAUGGCAAGAACGGAAGAAAGCGAUAUUGAGAGAAGCAAUCACUGAUGGAAAAGGUGCUGAAAAGGGCGAGGAUGAUGAUAUUGAGCUUUACCGAGAUGCUGAACCAACAUCAACAUCUACCAAAACAUCGUACUCACCACAUUCUCGCCAUACCGGACGUCACAAUUUGGGACAUUCUGAAGUACCUCGACGAAUGUUGAGCGGGCGGGUCGAUGUUCAGCAGCUAGAAGAAGAUGAGCCUGAGAUGUCUUUCUCAACACAGCAGAUCCAACGCUUUGGUCGCCUUAUCGGGAAGAAAGGAGAACAAGAAAGCUCAAAGGAUACAAAUGUGACAGCAAGGAAGACAGAUCUAGCGUCGAACCUGCCUAAAACAGCAGGGAAGAAGCAAGAACAGUUCAGAGGGACAAAAGCGGUUGAACUUCAAGCAUACAUCAUGCACAAAAUGGAACGGCAGAAUAUCGAAUUACGAAAGGGGAGGGUCUCAAAGCCAAAAGUUGCAGAUGAUCAAAAUAACAGUGGUGAAUCUGAAAAACAAAACAUUGCAACUCUCAUUGAGUCUCUGCAGAAGAAUGUUCAAAAUACACAUACGAAUCAUUUGAACGGCGAUAUGAGCGGUGAUGAAGACGAUUCCGAAUACUCUCCUGAAAAUAAUGAUCAAGAGCAAAAUGCGGAGCAUGAUAAUGGCAGCGGAAAUGAAAGCGUGGAAGUGGCUUCAGAUGUCGAAGAUGCAAAUUCCAUCAUAGCACGAGUCAACAUCGAUGAAGAGGCAUUGGGUGGUUCGGGUAGCGAAGAAGAAGACCAAGAAGGCGUCUUUAUCAAGCCAAGGACUUCGCAAAAGUCCAAAAAGCAUCAGCACAUUCGCGUCAUUACAGACGAUGAUGACAAUGGCGACUUUCUUGAUAUAUCUGCACCAGAAGAUGAACCUUCGACGUCGACCAAAAAGUCGCACAGCAAUGGAGAGAGAAACGCAGUUGCUAAGCAAGCAAUCGAAGAAGGCAUGCUUCACUCGAUCCCAUCGACAGUCGUUAACGCCGGCCACGAGAAAAAAGAUUCCGAUCCGGAUCCUUCAGCUGUUUUUGGACAAUUUUUUGAGGAUACACAAUCAGAUGCGCCGUUGCAAAACGAUAGCUUUAAUGUGCUUUCUGUGAAAGAACAAGAUGGUACUGGUUUCACACAAUUCUUUGAGCAGGGUACGCCGUUGACUAGUUCAUUGAGAAAUGAAAUGAUGCCGCCACCAUCAACUAGCGCAAAAGGUUUUCUUCUCCACCAAGCUUCGGAUCACGAUGAAUUUGCAGCUCUUCGAAAAGCUCAAGCUUCGCAGGCGAAAUUGAUCGACGAUGACCCGUUUGAUUUGCCUGAACUGGAUGAUAUCCUGCUACCUGAACAGCAAGACGCAAAUAUUGCUCUAGAAUUGGAAGCAAUGCGUGCAGAAGAGGAAGAACGCCUUCUUCGCCUCAAAAGCACAAAUCGAUCAGAGAAUGGAAUCACGUACAUCAACAAAGAAGGUUUCUUUACGCAAACGAGACCCCAAUCCUAUAGCUUUCAGCUCAGUCAGAUGCAAACACAGCAGGCAGUCUUGGGCGGCAAGAUGAAAAGACGCUAUCGUCGAGCUGCUCCUGCACAUGAAGAAGAUGAUCAAGCGCAAAGCAAGAGCGAUAAUGUUCAGAUUGAUGAAAGUAUGCAGGUCGAACAAGAGCCUGCGCGUGAAAGACAUUCAGCAUUUGAUCUUCUGAGAGAAGGAGCCCGUACGAUCGUAAGAAAGGAUGAGGUUAAAGCGAGGAUGAAAUUCAUUUACGGUGAGGCAGAAGAAUCGGAUGGAGAUUCUGGAGACGAAGAGGGAAUGGGCCCAAAGAAAGGGAAAAACAAACGAAGACAUGGUGGGUUAGAGGGCGUUUUCAGUGAUCACGACGAUCAAGACUCAAGCGAAGGAGAUGAUGAGGAUGAGGAUGAGGAUGAUGGGCGAGAUCUUGAAGAUCUGAUCGAUGAACAACGUGACGAAGAAGAAGCUGAAAAGGACGUUUUGGCGCGUGAAAGAUAUCUUAAAGAUGUUGAUGAAGAUGAAAAGGCUGCUCUUGCAUUGCACGAAAGGGCAAUUCGAGGUGCUUUUCGGAAUAAAAGACGUGCUAGAAACCAUGAAAGUGGAAAUCUGGAAGGAUUUCUGGAAGAUGACUACGAAGAUGAUUGGUUACAGAAGCUUGCCAAGAACCCGUAUGGAAGUAUAGCCAAGAAGCGUCGAUUAGAAGGCAAAGAUGGCAUGGAUCUUCUGGCGGAAAGAGAAGAUUCACAGGCAUUUGUUCGAGAGUAUCAUGACAGUCAUCGAGAUUCGCAACCUGUGGAUGCCUACUCGUUCCUGAUGCACGUAGACGAAGAUGAAAGUGAUGAGGGUGAGAUUGACCGCAAAGCACCCAUUUCGCGCAAAGACGUGCAAAAUGCCAUAGCCGCAAAGCGAAAAGCAAAACGCUUGAAUGCUUUGGCUGAUGAAGUCGAAAUCGAGGAGCGCAGAAAGAAAGAGGAAGAAGAAGAGAUUCGGGAAAGACAACUUCGACGAAACAUUGAACGUGCUCUUUACAACGCAAGUGAUGAUGAAGAUGAGGAGAAUUUACCAGAUCAAGGAAACAGUCAUUUUGCAGAUUCAUCAGCUCACUCGAAUGUGCGAUCCAACCCCGUCGAAGUGGCAGAACAUGACCAAGACAAAGAAGAAGCUAUGCAAUCAUCCCUUGCUUCUGUUCUGCCUGUAGUAGCAACUCGUUCCAUCAUCUCGGACCGUGAAAGAGCACGAUUGGCGAGACUUGCAAAAGAUUUUGAGAACGAACCCGAUUGGCAGUCAGCAAAAGAGGCAAUCCAAAGAGUUCGUGGAAGGCCAGCCAACAAGAAUGAAAGCUCAGGAGGUCGUUCUGUGGCGAAUGGGCUUGGAAGCACGAAGCAAACAAACUCUACAUCAUCUUCUUCGAACGUUCGAACCCGUCUUCAAGGUGUCAUGAGCAGAGAAAACCUGUUCUCGUAGGAUUACGAAUUGAAUUUUCACUGUGACUGUACUCUCAUGAUGUCGAAAUGUUCUCUUUGCUAUGCCUAUUUUUCGUUCUUUAGAUCUUUCAGGUGAUGAUCAAAUAUGCCGAAUCUCACCGCAUUGAAGAAUGGCACACUUUGCAGCAGAUUCUGUCUGAUUCGUCAUGUGCUAAAUCGAUUUCCCAUGCUUUUGUUUGUGCUAAAUCUAUCAUUUCCCAUGCUUUCGUUUGUUCUAAAUCUACUUACCACGCUUUCGUUUUG